Chionomys nivalis (European snow vole) is the source of this 1828-nucleotide messenger RNA. RefSeq names its product ribonuclease P/MRP subunit p30 (gene Rpp30). Bases 9 to 818 code for a protein of 269 amino acids. Gene Ontology annotation, molecular function: RNA binding. Gene Ontology annotation, biological process: tRNA processing. Gene Ontology annotation, cellular component: nucleolar ribonuclease P complex. NCBI's taxonomy places the organism in Eukaryota, Metazoa, Chordata, Mammalia, Rodentia, Cricetidae. The record is from RefSeq and is a predicted model, not a curated record. The transcript is spliced from 11 exons.
UCGUCAGCAUGGCUGCCUUCGCAGAUUUGGACUUAAGAGCGGGCUCGGACCUGAAGGCUCUGCGCGGGCUGGUGGAGACCGCUGCUCACCUUGGAUAUUCAGUUGUUGCCAUCAAUCAUAUUGUUGACUUUAAGGACAAGAAACAGGAAAUUGAAAAGCCAGUAGCAGUUUCUGAACUCUUCACAACUUUACCAAUUGUACAGGGAAAAUCAAGACCGAUUAAAAUUUUAACUAGAUUGACAAUUAUAGUUACAGAUCCGUCUCACUGUAAUGUUUUGAGAGCAACUUCUUCAAGGGUCCGGCUGUAUGAUAUUGUUGCAGUGUUUCCAAAGACAGAAAAACUUUUUCAUGUGGCUUGCACACAUUUAGAUGUGGACUUAAUCUGUAUAACUGUAACCGAGAAAUUACCAUUUUACUUCAAAAGACCCCCUGUUAAUGUGGCAAUUGACCGGGGUCUGGGCUUUGAGCUUGUCUAUGGCCCUGCUAUCAGAGACGCCACGAUGAGAAGGUACACAAUUUCCAACGCCCUCAGUCUGAUGCAGAUCUGCAGAGGAAAGAAUGUAAUUCUGUCCAGUGCUGCAGAGAAGCCUUUGGAAAUAAGAGGACCGUAUGAUGUGGCAAAUUUAGGGCUGCUGUUUGGGCUGUCUGAGAGCGAAGCCAAGGCUGCUGUGUCCACAAAUUGCCGAGCUGCGUUUCUCCAUGGAGAAACUAGAAAAACCGCUUUUGGAAUUAUUUCUACAGUGAAGAAACCUCGGCCGUCAGAAGUGGACGAUGAUUCUCUUCCAGCUAGCAAGAAAGCUAAAUGUGAGGGCUCAUGAAGGCGCAUUCUCCAUCAGCCUCCUCCUCCCGUUACAGCUCUCCGCUCACAGUGGAAGUAAACUUGUGCUGAGCGGAUAUUUUCACUAAACUAGAACCAGCAAUCUAGAAAACAGCUUAAUCUCAGACCAUAACAGCGGCAAAGAAAAUCCAGUGAGGCGUUUUCUAAAGACUGGCAGUUCAGUUAAUUUAGAUAUACUUUAAGAUAAAAAGUUUUUUUUAUCCUUUUUAGUAAGUACACCAAAGUAAGAUGUUUCAGUAUUUUAAGAUAUUGAAGAUAAAUAAACUAAUGUUUUUCUACUUGAUACAUAUGGAUUUUGUAUUUUACUAUCUGAAAAAGUUAUUUUGAAGAUUUUAAACCCUAUUAUGGGGGUCACUUUUAUCUGAUUGAUUUUUUAAACCCCUCUUUUAUGUAUUUGUUGAGUUAAAGUUCUUCCUAAAGGACUGCUGACCUUGUAGAAGCAGAAGAGACACUCACAUGAGGUUACUUGUCCCCUUCACUUGCUGCCUUCGAGCAGCAAUUAGAUUCCUUGUUUUCAGUAGAAACUCCUCAGUACCUAAUAGUGACUUUCCUAAUGGCUAUACAGUUCAAAGCAUUUGACUCGAAAAGAAAAGCUUUGGAAUAAUUCAUUUUUAAUAACAAGUUCACCAGGCUGAGUAGAAAUUGUUAUUUUUGUAAAUCUGCAUUUAUGCUAUAUUGAUGUAAGGACCCCCCAAGACAUAGUGCAAUUAACUGAAAAAAGAAAAAGAAUGAAGAGCAUUGCUGAGAGCAAACAUUAGCACAAACAAGUCAUGAGCAUUGCGAAGCUUUAGUCCAGGAAUGUAAGAAUAUCUCCAUUUUAAAAGUUAGGUUAUAGCGGUUCUUUUUAAUGCGUUAUACUUUACCAUAUUAAUAGAAGAAGUGAGAGGGAAAAGACUACUCAAGUAGAUGCCAAAAGAUGUGAUAAAAAUCAAUAUCUACUCUUAAUUCUAUACAUAACAAUGAAAACCCUUGACAAGUGCCAGGCGUGGU